Messenger RNA from Dama dama (fallow deer), 468 nucleotides. Its product is annotated as histone H2B type 1-C/E/F/G/I. Bases 15 to 395 code for a protein of 126 amino acids. Gene Ontology annotation, cellular component: nucleosome. The record is from RefSeq and is a predicted model, not a curated record. The transcript has a single exon. Lineage: Eukaryota; Metazoa; Chordata; Mammalia; Artiodactyla; Cervidae. Gene Ontology annotation, molecular function: protein heterodimerization activity; structural constituent of chromatin; DNA binding.
UGUAGUACCUCACCAUGCCUGAGCCAGCGAAGUCCGCUCCUGCUCCGAAGAAGGGCUCCAAGAAGGCGGUGACCAAGGCGCAGAAGAAGGACGGCAAGAAGCGCAAGCGCAGCCGCAAGGAGAGCUACUCCGUGUACGUGUACAAGGUGCUGAAGCAGGUCCACCCGGACACCGGCAUCUCGUCCAAAGCUAUGGGCAUCAUGAACUCCUUCGUGAACGACAUUUUCGAGCGCAUCGCGGGCGAGGCGUCGCGCUUGGCUCAUUACAACAAGCGCUCGACCAUCACAUCCAGGGAGAUCCAGACGGCCGUGCGCCUGCUGCUGCCCGGGGAGCUGGCCAAACACGCGGUGUCCGAGGGCACCAAGGCCGUCACCAAGUACACCAGCUCCAAGUGAGCCAUCUGGCUGCAUAGUAAUCAGAUUUUUUCACCCAAAGGCUCUUUUCAGAGCCACAUACUUUUUCUAUAAA